Molecule: messenger RNA, 3105 nt
Organism: Ornithorhynchus anatinus (platypus)
Lineage: Eukaryota; Metazoa; Chordata; Mammalia; Monotremata; Ornithorhynchidae
Gene: PTPRN
Product: protein tyrosine phosphatase receptor type N
Exons: 23
Coding region: 64-2850 (928 amino acids)
Biological process (GO): protein dephosphorylation
Cellular component (GO): secretory granule
Molecular function (GO): protein tyrosine phosphatase activity
Source: RefSeq, a predicted model, not a curated record
CUCCGGCCGGUGCCUCGGCGGUCCUGGCCGGGGAGGGAGGCGGGGAGGCCCGGAGCCAGAGAGAUGGGGAGGCCGCGACCCCCGCGACCCCCGCGACCCCCGCGACCCCUGCGAACCCUCUACGGCCUCCUGCUGCUGGUUGGCCAACUCAGGGGCAGCGACUCGGCCAGUGCCCACGGGUGCCUCUUCGACCACAGGCUCUGCUCUCAUCAGGAGAUCUGCAUUCAAGAUGGUCUGUUUGGGCAAUGCCAGGUGGGCCCAGGGGGGUCACGGUCCAUCCUCCAGGUGACCUCUCCCGUCCUGCGGCGCCUUCAAGACGUCCUGCAGCAGCUCAUGGCUCAAGGCUUAUCCUGGCAGGAUGAUCUCACCCAGCUGGUCAUCUCCCAGGAGCUGGAGCGUAUUCCCCGCCUCCCCCCACCAGAUCCCGGCUCCGGGGACAGGUCGGCCGCCUCCAGGAGGUCCGCCGUCCCCCGGGGGUGGCGGGGUCCGGCCGGGCGGGCGGGAGCGGGGGUCCCGGGCCCGGCCGGAGGAGGCCCGGCGCUCUUCCCUCCGCUCCUGGAAAACCUGCUGCUGCAGCCUUACCUGUUCCACCAGUUCGGGGGGCCUCCCAAGGCCGAGCCCCCUCCCGUCUUCGGCAGGGCCUCCUCCAAGACCCUGUUGGGGUCUUAUCCGGGCCCUUCCUACGGGGCCCCCCCAGAACCAGACGUGGGGUUGCUCUACCUGUCCCCCCCGGCCCCGCGGGGCCAUCGAGGCAGAGACGGCGGGAAGAGGGGGCAGCCCCCGGCCGGGGGUGGUCCGGAGAGCCCCGGGGAGGGCGGCCGGAGGGGUCCCGGCCCGCAGGGGAGGACCCCGGCCCGGCGGCCCCCGCCCUCCGCCCGCCAACCAGGGUCGCUCCCUCAGAAUCCGACAUCCAGGACCGCGGGCCCCGGGGUGGAACUGACCAAGGACCAGCUGGUCAUCCUGUCCACCCUCCUGCAGCUCUUGCCGCCGGACACGGCCCCGGGGGGUUCCGAAGAUGCCGCCGCCGGGGAGACCCAGAAGCAGGCCAUGGAGGGGGAGAUGCAGCACGGUGACCCCGGGACCAUCUCGGCCCCCACCACCCCAAGGCGGGAGCCGGAGGAGCCCAACUCCACGGCCCCGGCCCCCUCGGCCGCUCCGGCUCCCACCGCCCCGCCGGCCGAGCCCGUCCCGCUGGAGAAGAAGAGCCCCCCGCCGGACCGCGGCGGCCCCCGGGCUCCCCGGCCCCCAGCGCCUCGCCCGGUGGAGGAGUACGGCUACAUCGUCACCGACCAAACGCCCCUAGGGUUGGCGGCGGGGGUCCGGCUGCUGGAGCUGCUGGCUGCUCACGUCCACCUCUCUUCCGGAAGCUUCAUCAACAUCAGCGUGGUGGGCCCGGCGGUCACCUUCAGAGUCCGGCACAACGAGCAGAACCUGUCCCUGGCGGAGGUCACCCAGCAGGCCGGACUGGUGAAAUCAGAGCUGGAGGCAGAGGCGGGUUUCCAGAUCAUGCAGACCGGAGUGGGCCAGCGAGAGGAGCCGUCGGCGGUGGCCUCGGCGGCGUCGGCCCCGGGCCCGGGCCUGGGCCGCCCGCCCGGGCCGGCUCCCGGGCCGCGCUGGGUGGCGCUGACCCUGGUGGGCGUGGCGGGGGCCGCCGGGCUGGUGGUGGCCGUGGCCGUGGCCCUGGCCCAGCGCCGCCACGGCCACGGGCGUCGCAAGGACCGCCUGGCGGGGCUGGGGCCCGAGGGGGCCGCCGCCUCCGCCGACACCACCUUCGAGUACCAGGAGCUGUGCCGCCAGCACAUGGCAGCCAAGUCUCUGUUCAGCCGGGGGGCGGCGGGGACGGAGGGCCCCCCGGGGGAGACGUCCCGCGUGAGCAGCGUGUCCUCCCAGUUCAGCGACGCCGCCCAGCCCAGCCCCAGCUCCCACAGCAGCACCCCGUCCUGGGGCGAGGAGCCCGCGCCCGCCAACAUGGACAUCUCCACCGGACACAUGAUCCUGGCGUACAUGGAAGACCACUUGAAAAACCGUGGCCGACUGGCUCAGGAAUGGCAAGCCCUGUGUGGCUACCAGGCGGAGCCCAACUCCUGCAAAGUGGCCCAAGGCCCCGCCAACCUCAAGAAGAACCGGCUGCCCGACUCUGUGCCCUAUGACCACGUGCGCAUCAAGCUGAAGGUGGAGAGCAGCCCGACCCACAGCGACUACAUCAACGCCAGUCCCAUCAUUGAACACGAUCCACGGAUGCCGGCCUACAUCGCCACCCAGGGCCCGCUGUCCCACACCAUCGCCGACUUCUGGCAGAUGGUGUGGGAAAACGGCUGCACGGUCAUCGUCAUGUUGACGCCGCUGGUGGAGGACGGGGUCAAGCAGUGUGACCGCUACUGGCCGGACGAAGGGUCCUCGCUCUACCACAUCUACGAGGUGAACCUGGUGUCGGAGCAUAUCUGGUGCGAGGAUUUCCUGGUGCGCAGCUUCUACCUGAAGAACGUGCAGAGCCAGGAGAGCCGCACGCUCACCCAGUUCCACUUCCUCAGCUGGCCGGCCCACGGCACCCCGGCCUCCACAAGGCCCCUCCUCGACUUCCGAAGGAAGGUGAACAAGUGUUACCGGGGUCGCUCCUGUCCCGUCAUCGUCCACUGCAGCGACGGGGCGGGGAGGGCGGGCACCUACAUCCUCAUCGACAUGGUGCUCAACCGGAUGGCCAAGGGGGUGAAGGAGAUCGACAUCGCCGCCACCCUGGAACACAUCCGGGACCAGCGACCGGGCCUCGUCCGCACCAAGGACCAGUUUGAGUUCGCGCUGACCGCCGUGGCGGAGGAAGUCAACGCCAUCCUGAAAGCCCUGCCUCAGUGAGCAGCCCCCGCUUGCGGCCCGUCCUCGCCCCCCGGCCCGCCCCUCCGUGUCUGUGUGCCCCCGCCGGGCCUCCCCCCCGCCCGCGUGACGGGGCGGGGGGUCCGGGACCCCCUCUGCCCCCGUCUCCCCCUUGCCCCCCGAGCUCGGGGGGCCCGCCGCGGCCCGCCCUCCCUUGGGUGGAUCGGAGCUAUUUCUAGAGAAAUCUAAUUUUGUAUCGACGUGAAUAAAGCUGUCGUGUCGUCUCCGCAGAUGCAA